Messenger RNA from Phyllostomus discolor (pale spear-nosed bat), 1887 nucleotides. It is a transcript of the gene MEIOB, whose product is annotated as meiosis specific with OB-fold. The transcript is spliced from 14 exons. Lineage: Eukaryota; Metazoa; Chordata; Mammalia; Chiroptera; Phyllostomidae. The record is from RefSeq and is a predicted model, not a curated record. The coding region runs from base 201 to 1616 and encodes 471 amino acids. Gene Ontology annotation, biological process: resolution of meiotic recombination intermediates. Gene Ontology annotation, molecular function: single-stranded DNA binding; single-stranded DNA 3'-5' DNA exonuclease activity.
UAACGUUCCUGGGGGUCCCUGCCGGGUGGUCCCUAGUCGAGUGGCGGGGCUGCUGCGGGUGUAGCCUUCUGUGGAGGAGCUGCCGACCGGGUCCCGGGGCCUGGCAGGCGAGGCCGCGGGCGUGGCUAGUGAGCAGCCAGCAGCCGUCGAGGAGCGUGGAGUCGCCCGGAGCAGCCGGCGCGGACUUCGGAGUUAAAAGGAUGGCAGCCUUCUUUGCAUUGAAGAACUUCACUGCACUUUCAGAUCUGCAUCCAAAUAUGGCACAUCUGAAAAUAAUCGGUAUAGUUAUUGGAAAAACAGAUGUCAGAGGCUUUCCAGACAGAAAAAAUAUUGGAUCAGAAAGGUACACUUUCAGUUUCACCAUUCGUGACUCACCAAUCCAUUUUGUAAAUGCAACAUCAUGGGGCAACGAAGAUUACAUCAGAUCACUUUCUAACAGCUUUCGGGUUGGCGAGUGUGUGAUAAUUGAAAAUCCCCUGAUCCAAAGAAAGGAAUUAGAAAGAGAAGAAAAAUUCAGUCCUACAACUCCUAGUGACUGUAAACUAUUGCUCAGUGAAGAUCACUCAACAGUAAAAGUUUGUUCCAGUUGUGAAGUGGACACCAAGUUACUUUCUUUGAUACACUUACCUGUUAAAGAGUCUCGGGAUUAUUAUUCAUUGAGCGAUAUUGUUGCAAAUGGACACAGUCUUGAUGGGAGAAUUAUUAAUGUGCUUGCAGCUGUGAGGUCGGUUGGAGAGCCAAAAUACUUUACAACUUCAGACCGAAGAAAAGGCCAGAGGUGUGAAGUUAAACUCUAUGAUGAGAUGGAGUCUUCUUUUGCAAUGAUAUGUUGGGAUAAUGAAUCCAUUUUACUUGCACAGAGCUGGAUGCCACGAGAAACAGUAAUAUUUGCCUCAGACGUAAGAAUAAGUUUUGACAGAUUUCGGAACUGCAUGACAGCAACUGUGAUCUCAAAAACCAUUAUUACAACUAAUCCAGAUACACCAGAAGCUAACAUCUUAUUGAAUUUCAUAAGAGAAAAUAAAGAAACAAGUCUUUUGGAUGAUGAAAUUAACAGUUACCUGAAAGAAUCCAUAAAUUUAAAUACAAUAGUUGAUGUCUAUACGGUUAAACAAUUAAAGGUAAAAGCUUUGAAGAAUGAAGGAAAAUCUGACCCUUUCUAUGGCAUCCUUUAUGCCUACAUUUCUACACUGAACAUUGAUGAUGACACUACAAAAGUAGUUCAAAAUAAAUGUUCAGGCUGUGGUUACAAUAUACAUGAAGCAUCCAGCGUUUGUACAACUUGCAAUAAAGAUUCUUCAGAGUUUAAAUCUGUUAUUCUCAGCUUUGAUAUGCUAAUUGAUCUUACAGAUCACACAGGGACCCUCCAUUCCUGUAGUCUCACAGGAAGUGUCGCUGAGGAGACUUUGGGCUGCACGGUAAAUGAGUUUCUUGCAAUGACGGAUGAACAGAAAACAGCAUUGAAGUGGCAAUUUCUUUUGGAAAGAAGCAAAAUUUAUUUAAAAUUUUUUGUAUCAGACAGAGCAAGGGGUGGAUUGAGAACCAGUGUGCUCUCAUGUAAGCUUGCAGAUCCCGUUGAAGCAAGUAGGAACUUGUCUGGACAAGGAAAUAUUUAAACCAGAGAUACCAGUGUAAACUCUGGAAAAGAAUAUGAGCUUUAACUACUUUUAAAGUGGAAGAUGAGUUUGAAUAUAGAUAAAAUUGUAUUUUGUUCAAAUAUGGUAAAAAUGUUUUUAUAAAUUGUUUUCUCUUGGUGUUGGUUUGGGGGUAAGUUUUAAAUACCUAUCUCACCUGAACUCAAUUUUAGAAGGCCAUUUCUACUGGCUUUGCCCUCUCUCUUCCCAAGUUGGAAAAUGUUUGUGUGAAUAAUAAACAAAUUUAACCUUU